This is a messenger RNA of Cynara cardunculus var. scolymus (artichoke), 1536 nucleotides long. Its product is annotated as putative proline-rich receptor-like protein kinase PERK6. NCBI's taxonomy places the organism in Eukaryota, Viridiplantae, Streptophyta, Magnoliopsida, Asterales, Asteraceae. The record is from RefSeq and is a predicted model, not a curated record. Gene Ontology annotation, biological process: protein phosphorylation. The transcript is spliced from 8 exons. Gene Ontology annotation, molecular function: protein kinase activity; ATP binding. Bases 1 to 1536 code for a protein of 511 amino acids.
AUGCCCUCCUCCCAUUCCCAGGAUUCCUCCAAAUCUUUGCCAUCGUUCAAAGAUUCUGGUUCUUCAUCUGCAAACAAAAACAACAACAAAAAUGGCUCACUAUCGUCCUCCGCCAACAAACAUAAAUCGUCAUCUUCUGACAAAUCAAAUAACGAUAACAAGAAGCCACAGAACAAGAACAAAUCUAACAAGAAGAAGCAUAACGACGAUAAAUCUUCGUCACCAGCCCUACCACGUUCGCUCUCAUCCUCACAUUUUGCACUAUACCCUCCACUCAAUUCAUCUUCAAGUGAAAAAUACGGUAGCAGCAGCUACAAUAUCAAUAAUGUCAUCAUAACAGGAGCAGCUAUAGGAGCAGUAUUAUUGUUGUUACUCAUGAUAGCAUGCACGGUGUGUUGUUGCCAUAGGAAGAAGAAAAGACAAAGAUAUGAUAACAAUCGCAACAAUCCUAGCGAAAUUAAGGUUGAUACAAAUAAUGGCUAUUAUAGCACACAACAUGCUGGGAACCAACUUCAUGAACAUGGUGAUCUUCAUCUAAAGAUGCCUCCACAACCUCAUAGCAAUCCAAGAAGCUCUGAUCAGCAAGGUUGGGUGGCUGCACCACCACCGCCACCAUUAGGAAUGGUGGGUAGCAAUGAGAAGAAUGUUUUUACCUAUGAUGACCUAGUAGCAGCCACAAAAGAGUUCGAUAGCUCUCUGCUUUUAGGUCAAGGUGGAUUUGGGUAUGUUCAUAAAGGAGUGUUACCUAAUGGAAAAGAAGUAGCUGUGAAGAGCCUUAAACUCGGUAGCGGCCAAGGGGAACAUGAAUUCCAGACUGAGGUUGAAACCAUUAGUCGCAUCCAUCAUCGACACCUUGUAUCUCUUGUUGGAUAUUGUAUAGCAGGACAACAAAGAAUGUUGGUCUAUGAAUUUAUUCCCAAUAAAACCCUUGAAUAUCACCUUCAUGGGGAAGGCUGCCCUUUUAUGGACUGCUCAACAAGGUUUAAACUUGCUCUUGGAGCAGCCAAAGGUUUUGCUUACCUUCAUGAAGAUUGUAAUCCUCGCAUUGUCCACAGAAACAUUAAAGCGGCAAAUAUACUGCUUGACGAGCAUUACGAGGCCAAGGUGGUGGAUUUUGGAUUGACGAAGCUUUCAUCGGAAAUCAUCACUCAUGUGUCAACACGUGUUAUGGGAACAUUUGGGUACUUGGCACCUGAGUAUGCAUCAAUGGGUAAACUUACAGAGAAGUCAGAUGUCUAUUCCUAUGGAGUUGUGCUCUUGGAACUGAUUACUGGAAGACGACCCAUAAACAGAAAUAGUGACGAAGGCAGCUUAAUUGAUUGGGCUAGGCCUAUACUGAUGCAUGCAUCAGAUGGAGGAAGUCUUGAAAAGAUGGUGGAUCCACGUAUUAAAGAGAAUUACAACCGAGAAAAGAUGCUUCGCAUGGUAGCAUGUGCUGCUGCUUGCAUUAGGCAUUCUCCAAGGAUACGUCCCAAAAUGAGCCAGAUUGUUCGCAUACUAGAAGGUAAAGUGUCCUUCGGUGACUUAAAGAGAUGA